Messenger RNA from Aplosporella prunicola CBS 121167, 343 nucleotides. RefSeq lists its product as uncharacterized. The record is from RefSeq and is a predicted model, not a curated record. The transcript has a single exon. Bases 36 to 191 code for a protein of 51 amino acids. NCBI's taxonomy places the organism in Eukaryota, Fungi, Ascomycota, Dothideomycetes, Botryosphaeriales, Aplosporellaceae.
AAAGGCAAAAAACAUACAACAGCUGGGAUUCGCUAAUGGUCACCCACUUAACUACUAAUCAGCCGGUUCACAGCUUAAAGAUGGCAGAGCGAACGGGAUGCCUUGUUUUCUGUGACCUAUGGUCGUAUGUGCUUGAAGAAAUUAUUGAAAUGGACUAUAUAGUUAUGGCGAUGAUAGGUUUAAGGCGUUGAAGUUAUUUUAUGUUCGAUUGCUACUAGCGUUACGACUAUAUUUGAAUGGCUUUGUAGGUUAUAGAUUUACGUGUAGUUGACUUUGUUACUAGCUAUGUACAUUACUUAUUGCGUAGUUUAUAGGCAAUUGAGUUUAAUGUUUAGUUCCGUUU